Anolis carolinensis (green anole) is the source of this 3891-nucleotide messenger RNA. Its product is annotated as heat shock factor protein 3. Bases 118 to 1683 code for a protein of 521 amino acids. Lineage: Eukaryota; Metazoa; Chordata; Lepidosauria; Squamata; Anolidae. The record is from RefSeq and is a predicted model, not a curated record. Gene Ontology annotation, molecular function: DNA-binding transcription factor activity; sequence-specific DNA binding. Gene Ontology annotation, biological process: regulation of DNA-templated transcription. The transcript is spliced from 13 exons.
CGCCCCUUAGAGCGAACUCUCGCGAGAGUAUGCGCUCUGCCAUCUCUCAGCUGCGGAGGCUGUCGCGGCCUAGUGCUUCCCUGAAGCGCCUCUCGAGUAGAGAUUAGACACGCAGCCAUGGCGGCGGGCCCGGGGGCUUCUCCGGUGCCGGGCUUCCUGGCCAAGCUGUGGGCCCUCGUCGAGGACAGCGGGAGCGACGACGUGAUUUCGUGGAGCAAGAAUGGGCAGAACUUUUGCAUUCUAGAUGAGCAGCGGUUCGCCAAAGAGCUGCUCCCCAAGUACUUCAAGCACAACAACCUGUCCAGCUUCAUCCGGCAGCUCAACAUCUACGGCUUCCGGAAGGUGAUUGCGCUGGAGAACGGCAUGAUGGCCUCCGACAAGAGCUGUGCCAUUGAGUUCCAGCACCCGUAUUUCAAGCGAGGCAAAGCCAACCUGCUGCCGAACAUCAAGCGGAAGGUGUCGGCAGUGAGGGCCGAAGACCUGAAGGUCCCUCCGGACGAGUUGCAGAAGGCGCUCUCUGAGGUCCAGGGGAUGCGGGAGCAGCAGAUCCACAUGGACCUUAAGCUGGCGAGUAUGAAAAGGGAAAACAAAGCUCUUUGGAAGGAAGUGGUGUCUCUGCGCCAGAAGCACAGCCAGCAGCAGCAGCUCCUGUCCAAGAUCCUUGAAUUCAUCUUGGGGUUGAUGAGAGGAAACUGCAUUCUGGGGCUGAAAAGGAAACGGCCUUUGACCGACGCUUCCGGUGCCUCUCCUUCCAAGUUCAGCCGCUCCUACGUCCGCAUUCCCGUGGAGAACCAUGAAACAGCCGCCAUUUCGGACCACAAUCCAAGCUGCGAGGACUCCAUCGUGAUCCGCGACAUCACAGACGCGCAAGACGAGGAAGAAGACGAAGAAGAGGGAGAGGGAAGUGGCGCCGGCACAGAGAACCUUCUGGCCUUGGCACACACGACAAAUGGGAAUGGAGAGGCCCCGGCGUCUCCGAGAGAAAGCAUUCCUGCUCCGGCCUGGGAGGCCUCGCCGAGCUCCGGACCGGUCCAACUCCUGGACGUCCCGUUCAAGGCCGGCGCGGUGGAGCUGCAUCAAGGUCAAGCUGCGUCCGGCGGGGAGGAUCCUGCGUCCGUGAUCGACUCCAUCUUGAACGAGAACCAAGCUGUGGCCCAGAAUGAUGCUCUGCUCGACAGGGAGGAGAUCCAGGACUUCCUGAACUGCAUCGACGCCAGCCUCGAGGAACUGCAGGCCAUGCUCUCGGGAAAGAAGCUCAGCUAUGCGCCCGAUGCCGUGGCCGACGCCAUCAGUCCGGAGCUUCCUGUGUGGGACAUGAACUUGACAGAAGUUCCAGCUGGUUUGGAAGAUGCGGAGGACUUGCCCGGGAGCCUCGGCAUGGCGGGAAUGGACGAGCUGGAGCCGCCGGGGAAGAACGACAUGCAGCUGAUUCAGUACAUGGGGAACCCCCUGCUUUCGCUGUUGGAAGACCACCCUCCGAGCGAGGCCCCGGGGGGCCCCACGGACCCUCUGGGCGGCCAGGCCGAGGCGGAGACCCCCACCCACGGGGCCGGCCUCGCGGCGGAGCCUCCCCUGGUUCCCGAAGACGGCAGCGGGGGGGAGUACCGGCUCUUCCCUCUCCUUUUUCCUAGCCCCCCGGCACCGGGCUUCAUCGACGAGACCCCCGAACCUGACGCCACAUGAAGCCCGGACGGAGACAUUUGGGACAUCGAUCCACUCAAACUUGCAAGGCCAAUGUGAGAGUUUCUGUGGCCAAAGGACUCGGAAUUUGUGGUUCUCCGGCUUCACCAAAACAGUGCAGUUCAAGACAGACUCUUGCAAGACUCUCUCUGCGCUUGCACUGAUUUUUAUUUUUAAAUAACGGGCAGAACAGCAAACUUCCAUUUAUUCUACAUAAAUAUUCUCUCGAGAGGGAAGCUGCUUGUAUAUCCUCGUUUUUGAGAACGGCGCAGUUCAAGACAGACUCUUGCAAGACUCUCUCUGCGCUUGCACUGACUUUUAUUUUUACAAAGCAGGCGGAACAGCAAACUUCCAUUUACUCUACACAAAUAUUCUCUCGAGAGGAAAGCUGCUUGUAUAUCCGUGUUUGUGAGUUUUUAUAUCCGCAUUUUUGAGUUUGUAUAUCCACAUUUGUUCCAGCUCUCUGUUCUUGAGGAACCCAAUACUCUAAAUACCGUGUGUUUAUUUUUCUCCUCCUCUGAAUGUGCCCAUUUUGUUAGGAUUGUAUGUUUUUCACCCUUUUUUGGCUCAAAACGCUUGUCACUCCUUCCCCGUUCUUGUCUCUUGAGCACAUUGCAUUUUGUUGCCUCCUCUUAGAGUAUUAUCUACCGGUGUGAACAACUUCUGUUUCCUAUGGAAAACAAAAUACACAUAUCUAUCUGUAUAUAUUUUAAACACAAUAUAAAUAUAAUGCCCAUCUGUGGAAAGUGAGGCCGAUUCUUUAGAUAGGUUUGCAGAAGCUGGUUUUUCAUGCACAUUGCAUGCCGAGUCUUCCUCUGGAGAAUAAGUCGAUGGAGAAACAAAGAAAGACUUCCUAAACUUGCCUCUGUUUUUGUGCUUUUUGUUCCCCAUAUCUGCUGCAAUUUCUGAGGUUUUCUCUUGCGGGACACAUUUCGGAAAGGGUUUUCGUAGAUCCCGGCUUGCUUGCUUUCUUUCCCAAAUCAGGACAUUAUAACUCUUGUGUUGUCGAAAGCCUUCAUGGCCAGAAUCACUGGAUUGUUGUGAGUUUUCUCACAACAAUCCCUUAUUGAUCUGGAAUAUUAUGGGAGUCGCAGUCCUCAUUUCCAGGCACUUCGGAUCUGCAUCCAUGUAGGAUAUAUUUUUUUAAUUAUUAUUAUUAUUAUUAUUAUCAUUAUCAUUAUCAAUAUUGUUAUGCGAUUUGUAGAGAUAGCAAUUUCCCAAUUUGUUUCUUAUUAUCAUUAUUAUUAUCUAUUAAAACGGACUUCCGAAGCAGAAUAUUUCCUGCAAGCUGUUCUUACAGGGAGGAAGGGAGUGAGUUCAGUCCCAUGAAGUUGAACCAGGUCUGAAAUCUAAGAACAUAAAUUAUUAUCAAUCUGGAAGGGCUUGAUAGCAGGUGGCUUUGUUCCUAUUAAACCGCCAUUCCUGCCCUGGUUUUUGCAUCUCUUGCCCACCUUUCCACUCAGUUUGGUUUCCAGCAAUGGGUGCAAUUGCAUUUCACAAUAGUUCCCGGUCACCAUUUGUCUGAAGCUGCAGCUCUUCAGGCAAAUGCAGAAGCUCAUCGGGCAGAGUUUCCUCGUCUUUGCAAAGUGUCUCAACGUCAUCUAACUUCCUGUCGCCAGACGAGAGAGAGUUGCACAAGGCAUUAAAUUCCAGAUUUGCAGAACUGGCAGGUCUUCUUGUGCGUUUCUUUCUUUCUUUCCUUCUUUCUUUCCUUCUUUCUUUCUUUCUUUCUUUCUUUCUUUCUUUCUUUCUUUCUUUCUUUCUUUCUUUCUUUCUUUCUCAGGGUCCGGCCAGUGGCCCAGGUCAAAUAACCCACCCUUGGGCCAGGAUCUUGCACCAUUAAUGAUAAAUCCUGAGACAUUUCCAUACAUAUUGUCUCAGUUUGAUUUUGAAUGCUCCUAAAAUACACACCAUGUCAUCUGCAUAUGCCUUAACAUGACAUGAUGCGAAUGAAGAAGCCAUGAAGGACAUUUGGCUUGUAAACCGUGUCAAGUAACAAUAAACAAAUCUUAAAUGCUAUUGUGCAUUUGAUGCUUGUAGUACCACCUUCACUCACUAGGUGGUAGCAUUUCCCAGUCACUACAUAGCUUUGCAUUCAAUAUAGUUAUAAUACAUUUGUAUGGUUGUAUGGUUUCCUUGCUGUGUUGGAAACCGCCCUGAGUCCCUUGACUAGAUAAGCGGUAUAUAAAUAAAGUAUUAUUAUUAUUAUUA